GUACUCUACUUCCUGAGGAGGCAGCAGCACAAAGCAGAGAGACCGUCUCUCUUCUGGGUCCCAGCCAUGGCUGCCACAGCCUCGGCCUCCUGGUGCCACCCUGGGGGAAAGGACAAGGUGAUGUGGAAGGCGCUUGUCAUCAUGGCCCUGCUGCAGGCACAGCUCCCAGGAACAGAGGCGCAGAGUUUUGGCCUGCUGGAUCCCAAACUGUGCUACCUGGUGGACGGAAUCCUUUUCAUCUAUGGCGUCAUUAUCACUGCCCUGUUCCUGAGAGCAAAGUUCGGCAGGAGCGCGGCCGCCCCCGCGAGCCAGCAGGGCGCCAACCAGCUCUACAACGAGCUCAAUCUGGGAGGAAGACAGGAGUAUGAAGUUUUGGACAAGAGACGAGGCCUGGACCCUGAGAUGGGAGGAAAGCAGCAGAGGAGGAGGAAUCCUCCGGAAGUCGUGUACAAUGCACUGCAAAAAGACAAGAUGGCGGAGGCCUACAGUGAGAUUGGGAUAAAAGGCGACAACCAGCGGCGGAGAGGGAAGGGGCAUGAUGGCCUCUACCAGGGGCUCAGCACGGCCACCAAGGACACCUAUGAUGCCCUCCACAUGCAGACCCUGCCCCCUCGCUAAGAGCACCGGGCAUUUCGCCAAUCACAGGCCAGACCUGAAGACACCCAGAUUGUGAAAGACACAGGAUAAAGCGUUUAUAACCCAGUUCACUCGUAUUUCUUCACCACCCAAGUAUUCCUUUUUAAGAAUAGGACGCUUCGCGUUGUAACAUUUGGUCACGUCCACUUCCAAACCGUCAUGCACGGAACGUCGUCCCUGGACUCUGCAGGGGAGUGCGUUCCCCCAGGGCUGAGGCCCCGUCCUUGAGGAGCCCGUGGUGAACCCCGCAGGUUCUCGGGUCUUCUGGUUUGUUGGGGACUGUGGACAGGCCCCCGUCCUGGAGGCUCUGGGCUCUCACCUGGGAGACGGGUGCACACUCCUCACAGCCAUGUUCGGUCCAUGUUUUGUCAAGUCCCCAGAGAAACUCAAAUGUUAGCACAUAUCCUAAUAGGCUCUAUUGUCCUGUC
Herpailurus yagouaroundi (jaguarundi) is the source of this 1064-nucleotide messenger RNA. It is a transcript of the gene CD247, whose product is annotated as CD247 molecule. Gene Ontology annotation, molecular function: transmembrane signaling receptor activity. Bases 67 to 618 code for a protein of 183 amino acids. Lineage: Eukaryota; Metazoa; Chordata; Mammalia; Carnivora; Felidae. The record is from RefSeq and is a predicted model, not a curated record. Gene Ontology annotation, cellular component: membrane; alpha-beta T cell receptor complex. The transcript is spliced from 8 exons. Gene Ontology annotation, biological process: T cell receptor signaling pathway.